AUGGCUUCGGAGAGACGUAUCAAGUCUCUUAAAUUGAGGAUUCGGAGCCUGGAAACAUCCUUCAACCUCAUCAAGGUUUUCGUCGACAACUACGACGAAGACACCCAAUCGGUUGAAGUUCCCGUGAGGCUCGAAAAUCUUGCUGUUCUUUGGACAGAUUACUCCAAAACUCAGGCUGAGCUUGAAGCAUCCGAUGUCGACGACAUGGCAAUCGUCGAGCAGCAGUUCAAGCAGCGAUCCCAGUUUGAAACGGAGUAUUAUCGAGUGAAAGGUUUCUUGCUGGCCGUAAAUAAACAUGUUUCGACUCCGUACACUCAUCCUGUUCAGUCACAUGCGCACUUCCCUGCUUCAUCUCAGAUCCGGCUACCCGACGUAAAGCUCCCUGUGUUCAAUGGGUCAUUAGAGCAAUGGUUGAACUUCCAUGACCUGUUCGUUUCUUUGGUGCACUCUUCAAGUGAUUUGUCGAACAUCCAAAAGUUCUAUUAUUUAAGAUCUUCUUUGAGUGGCGAUGCACUGAAGCUGAUUCAAACCAUUGCAAUCAGUGCUAACAAUUAUCCCGUGGCUUGGAACCUGCUUGUAGAGCACUUUCAAAACCCGUUGCGUUUGAAACAAACUUAUGUUGACUCGUUAUUCGAAUUUUCACAACUUAAAAAGGAAUCAGCUUCAGAUCUUCAUUCGUUGGUCGAAAGGUUUGAAGCCAACGUUCGAAUCCUGAAACAGCUUGGAGAAAGAACUGAGUAUUGGGACGUGUUGCUUAUUCGAAUGCUGAGUAUCCGCCUUGAUUCUACAACUCGUCGAGAUUGGGAAGAAUUUGCGUCUUCGAAAGAGUCAACAACAUUUCAAGAUCUUGUAAGCUUUCUUCAACGACGAGUUACGGUUCUGCAGUGUAUGAGUAAUGGUCAGCAAGAGUGUUCAGCAACGACUUCAGCGAAAAAAUUGACUUCUCGUCCUCCACUUGUUAGCCACGGGGCUACUCAGCUCAACUAUCGGCAGUGUUUCGCUUGCUCCGACCAUCAUCCAUUAUACCAGUGUUCCGUUUUCUCCAAAAUGACUUCCGAAGACAAAGAGAAACUCGUGCGCCGCCAACAACUUUGCCGAAAUUGUCUACGGAAGGGUCAUGUGAGUCGAAACUGUUCGUCGAAAAACACCUGUCGGAAAUGCCGAGGUCGACACCACAGCCAGCUUUGCAGCGAUGAUCAUUCUCAACAAGAGCGCAACAAGCAACGAGUCGAAUCAACCUCAACAACGGAGACUGGUGCUGCUAGCGAAGCAGCCUCACCAUCACUAUCAGCAGCGAUUCAUAACCCAGAAGCUGGUCUCCAUCCCAACAAGGUGAUUCUCGCAACAGCUGUGAUCACUUUGGUCGACGAUCACGGCAAUUCACACGCAGCAAGGGCACUUCUGGAUUCAGGAAGCGAGUGCAGCUUCAUUACCGAGUCGCUUUCUCAACGGCUUCAGAGUCGUCGUGAAAAGGUUCAUCUCUCGAUCUCCGGAAUUGGGCAAUCGUCUACACAGGCUCGGCUAAAGCUCCGCACUACAGUACGCUCUCGGACUACGAGGUUUUCCACCAUCGUCGAGUUACUUGUUCUUCCAAGGCUCACCCUAAAUGUGCCCUCAACAACCAUGGACAUUUCGAGGUGGAGUCUUCCGGAAGGAAUUCGUCUAGCCGAUCCAGCGUUCUACCAGACGAAUCCCAUCGACGUAGUUCUGGGCGCUGAAAUCUUCUUCGACGUCUUCAAACCAUCAGGCAGAAUAUCGCUUGGAGGUGGCCUCCCAAUGUUGGUUAAUUCGGUCUUUGGCUGGGUGGUCUCUGGGAAAGUAAUGCAGUCCAAUCACAUCAACACCGUUUCCUGCAAUGUCGCUACUGUUUCGGACAUCUAUCGUUUCAUGCAACGUUUUUGGACCAUUGAGGAAGAGAGCGCAGUUCCCAGUCUCUCGGUUGAAGAAGCAGCUUGCGAGGAGCAUUUUCGUCGAACAGUUCAACGUGCUCCAGAUGGCCGGUACAUUGUGCGAUUGCCUUUGAAGGAGGCUGCGGUCAACAUAGGCGACAACCGCAACACUGCACGACGUCGAUUUUAUAUGAUUGAAUCUCGUCUUCAACGCAACAAAGAGCUACAGAUUCAAUAUCGGGACUUCAUGGCGGAAUACGAAACCCUCGGCCACAUGCAGCGUGUGGCGGACACAGCUGAAUCCGAUUCUUCCCGGUAUUAUCUACCUCAUCAUCCCGUAAUUCGAGAAACAAGCUCUACUACAAAGGUGCGAGUUGUGUUCGACGCCUCGUGCAAAUCAGCAACCGGAAAAUCCCUGAAUGAUGUGCUUAUGGUAGGCGCAGUCAUCCAGGACGAUCUGAGAGCCAUCAUUCUGAGGUCCAGGCUUCACCAGAUCAUGCUCAUCGCUGACAUCAAGCAAAUGUAUCGUCAGAUACUGGUAGACGACAGAGACAUCCCACUUCAGCGGAUUUUUUGGCGGAACUCCCCGGAACAACCGCUAGAAACCUUCGAGUUGAAAACGGUCACCUAUGGUACGGCCAGCGCACCGUUUCUUGCUACCAGGGUCCUCCAGCAACUAGCCGAAGACGAAGAGACGAACUUUCCCGAAGCAGCCAAGGUCCUCAAGAGAGAUGUGUACGUAGACGACCUCUUCACCGGCGGAAGUUCUCCAACGAAGGUAGCUGAGCUACGGGUUCAGCUUGACCAGUUAUGCAGGAGAGGUGGAUUUGAAUUUCGAAAGUUUGCCUCUAAUUGUGAAUCGGUUCUCGACGGCGUGUCUCCUGAUAGACGUGCAAUUCAAUCCUCGGUCGAACUUGCAGCAGACCAGUGCAUCAAAACCCUUGGCCUACACUGGGAACCAACAGCUGACAACUUGCGGUUCCACAUCCAACUACCGAAGCAACCACCAGACACCCUCAUGACGAAACGAAUCGCUCUGUCGCAAAUCGCUCAACUCUUCGAUCCUUUAGGUCUGGUUGGGCCAGUAAUCGUAACCGCCAAAAUCUUCAUGCAGACGCUGUGGAGCCUUAAUUCCGAAGACGACAAACCUUGGGGCUGGGAUCAACCGCUGCCAGAUUCUCUCGCCACCUACUGGAUCAAGUACUACUCGCACUUGCCUCUGCUUGAGCAACUAAGAAUCCCUCGAUGUGUUGUUUUGCCCGAUCCAUGUAACGUUCAGCUUCACCUAUUUUCGGACGCAUCGGAACAAGCUUAUGGCGCCUGUGCGUAUCUCCGAUCGACCGACGCGUCCGGGAAUGUUCUGGUAACCUUGUUGACGGCCAAAUCGAAAGUUUCACCAUUAAAAAAGCGCAGCAUUCCUCGCCUCGAACUCUGCGGAGCACUAGAAGCGGCUCAACUGUAUCAAAAGGUCUGUUCCGCUUUCGGAUCGAAGUUCACUACGUUCUUCUGGGUUGAUUCUACAACAGUUUUAGCCUGGCUUAAGGCUACCCCGUCAGUAUGGACUACGUUUGUGGCGAAUAGAGUAUCCAAAAUCCAGCUGGCAACGGUGAACACUUCCUGGAACCAUGUUGCAGGGCAACAGAACCCUGCAGACCACAUCUCUAGAGGCAUCGAGGCCGAAACGAUUCUCUCGUGCGACCUUUGGUGGAAGGGUCCACAAUGGCUCCAAUCUGAAUCAUCGUUCUGGCCUGUUCAUCAGCCUGACCAAUCUUUUGAAACGCAGCUGGAAUCCCGAUCUUCCCCGAAUCAAUUUCUGGCAUCAACAGCAGUGUCCCCACCAGUAGAUCCUUCCUUCAUCGACCUUCACAUCGAACGCUUUUCAUCUUUCCAACAUUUGUUGCGAGUAACGGCAUUCUGCCUAAGAAUUUCUUCGAACCGCCCCAGCAAACGACAGGAAUUGACCAACAAUUUGUCGACGACCGAAAUACAGAAUGCAGAGUUCGCCUUAAUUCGGUUAGUCCAGCUCCAGGAAUUCGCCAGUGAAGUCAGUGCUCUUCGUCAGUCGAAACCCAUCCCAGUCAAAUCACGGCUUCGAUGGUUUACCCCCUUCCUCGAUCCAAAUGGGGUAAUGCGUGUGGGUGGCAGGCUUGACAGAGCGCCAAUGACGUACGACAGCAAACACCAGAUCCUGCUCCCAUAUCACCAUCGCUUUUCGACUUUACUCGUCCAAUGCUACCACGAACGUAACUUGCAUGCAUCGCCACAACUGCUCGUUGGACUUCUUCGCCUACGAUACUGGAUCAUAGGGGCCAGAAAUCUGGCCAAAGUCAUCGUACAUCGCUGCACCAGUUGCUUCCGAGCUCGCCCUAAAUUGGUGGAACAAUUUAUGGCUGAGCUGCCCAAGGAACGGAUCACAGCCACUCGUCCAUUCACGGUAACGGGGGUUGAUUACUGGGGCCCAAUACUUCUUAAACAUCCGCAUCGUCGAGCCUCACCCACUAAAGCAUUUGUAGCAGUUUUUGUAUGCUUCUGUACUAAGGCUGUUCACAUCGAACUGGUUUUCGAUCUGACAACAGCUAAAUUUGUACAAGCCUUGCGACGAUUCGUCUCUCGCCGAGGUCCGCCUUCUGAUAUCUACUCUGAUAACGGACGAAACUUCCUCGGUGCGAAAAAUGAGCUAAAACGGCUCAUCCGUCAAUCAGAGUAUUCACACAAAUUGGAACAGGAGUGCUCUGACUGCAAAAUCAGAUGGCACUUCAAUCCUCCAAGAGCCUCCCAUUUCGGGGGAUUGUGGGAAUCUGCCAUUCAUUCCGCCCAAAAGCAUUUUAUCCGCGUCGUCCGGGACCGACCGCUCUUCUACGAUGACAUGCAAACUCUUCUGUGCCAGAUCGAAAGUUGUUUAAAUUCUCGGCCUCUUGUUCCACUGAGCGACGACCCAACUGAUUAUGAGGCAUUGACACCCGGACACUUCUUGGUUGGCACGUCGUUGAAGGCUGUUCCUGAUGAAGAGUUCACCGAAAUACCGUUCCAUCAUUUGAAGAAAUGGCAACAAAUUCAAAAAUUGGUCCAGGAUCUGUGGCGGCGAUGGCACCUGGAAUAUUUGAACAUAUUACAACCCAGAAGCAAAUGGAUGCACUCACCUGUUUCGAUAAAGGAGAACCAGCUCGUCCUCCUAAAAGAAGAAAACAUCCCACCGAUGCGCUGGCCAACAGCCAGAAUUGUCCAGACUCACCCAGGAAGCGACGGAGUUAUCAGAGUGGUCACCCUGAGAACAGCAAAGGGCUCGUGCACACGACCGGUGUCUAAAAUUUGCCUGCUGCCGAUUGCACCAUCGUCGGAGGAAGCAAUCAAACCAUCCGGCGCUGAGCAAUCAACAACAGACGAAAUUUCUGUCAAAGGAGAGCUCCAACUUUCGGAUCCAUCGAAGCGCUACCGGGUCUUAAAAUUUUGCAGACGUAAACAACACAUCACAACACGACCGAGACGACCGAAACGAGACCGACGAAUUUGGACUGAUGUAAACAAUCAUCAUCAUUGCCGUGUUCACGCUGAUCGGAAUCCACACACUUCGCCGCCUAUUUUACCUGAGCAGUCAUCGUCAGAAACGUUGUUCCUGAAGGGGCCAGGAUCCAACAACUGCGACGAGUACGAUGGCGAUAGCAAGAUAUCCCGGGAUCAUCCCCAGCAACAACAGCAUCUCUGCCAGCAUCAUCAGCAUCAUCAUAAUCAUCAUCAUAACCAACGCUUGUCAGCGGUUUUCCGCCAGAAAUAG
Molecule: messenger RNA, 5661 nt
Organism: Uranotaenia lowii
Lineage: Eukaryota; Metazoa; Arthropoda; Insecta; Diptera; Culicidae
Exons: 3
Coding region: 1-5661 (1886 amino acids)
Biological process (GO): DNA integration
Molecular function (GO): zinc ion binding; nucleic acid binding
Source: RefSeq, a predicted model, not a curated record